This is a messenger RNA of Protopolystoma xenopodis, 300 nucleotides long. The record is from the annotation of a GenBank genome assembly. NCBI's taxonomy places the organism in Eukaryota, Metazoa, Platyhelminthes, Monogenea, Polystomatidea, Polystomatidae.
AUGCCGCAUUCCGCUGGAACAAGACGAAAUAGACCAUUUUCGUUCGGUUCAACGCCGAGAGAAAUGGUGCUAUCGAAUGAGAAUUGGCUUUCGGCCCUUUAUUUUCCUGUGCAUAGCAGCGGAAGGGGGCAGCAACCGGUUGUGGAGGAAUCGCGCAGGAGUUCGAGUCCCACCGAGAGUGCCGACGAGGAGAGGUCUGAGCUGCAGCAGAUUGGGCAAUUCAAAUGGAAGCAUGCUUCUGGCUGGUCAGAUUGUGGCGACCAUUUGACUAGCGGUCUUUUGGCGGCUGAAACGAAAUAG